ACCUUGCUGUUUCCUUGGGCGUAUCUUCCAGAUCUGAUCAGGGUUGCCUUAAUCAUCCUUUCUCCUCUCUUUAUCUCCUUUCCUCCACUUGCUCAGUAUGGACAAACUUGGAAAGAAAGACGCCGAAGCGAAGAGCAUCUAUCGGAUUCCGCCAUAUUACUACCUUCACGUACUGGACCAAAACACUAACGUGACAAAGGUUGAAGUGGGGCCCCAGACUUUUAUAAGGCAGGACAAUGAGAAGGUUAUACUUGGUCCGGAGAAGAUGAUUGUCGUUCCUCCUCGCCACUAUUGCGUGAUUGAGAACCCUGUGGUACGGGACGGGGACUCUAAGCCGAUACUGGAUUCUAACGGGCAGGUCAAGCUACGUCAUGCUGACCAGGAGAUACGACUAGCUCAAGAUCCUUUCCCACUCUUCCCUGGAGAGAACUUAAAACAGUCUGUUCAGCAGCUGAAAGUUGUUCCUGCUAAUUCCGCCCUGAGACUGAGGGCUAUUCUCGAUUUUGAGGAUCAAGAUGGAACCAAGAGAGUCGCUGGUGAUGAGUGGCUCUUUGAAGGACCUGGAACAUUCAUACCGUGCAAGGAAGUGGCAGUUGAGGAGACAAUCAGAGCUACUGUCAUUCGUCCUAAUCAAGCAAUUAAACUAAGAGCUAGGAAAGAGACCACUGAUCGUGAUGGCAAUGAUCGAGUCACAGGUGAAGAAUGGCUAGUUAAGAAGGUUGGUGCGUAUCUUCCUGGGGCCUACGAGGAGGUCGUUGAUGUGGUUGAUGCUUACGUAUUAACAGAGAAGGUUGCUCUCCACAUGAGAGCCACUAGGACUUUCAAUGAUAAGACAGGAACUACAAGAAAGAACGGAGAGGAGUGGCUGAUAAAGAUGGAGGAUACUGAAGCUCACAUACCUGAUGUCUAUGAAGAGGUCGUUGGCAUAGUCAAUAUAACUACUCUUAACAAUCGCCAGUACUGUGUGAUCCUGGAUCCUGUAGGAGAUGACGGAAAGCCUCAAUUGGGACAGAAGAAACUCAUCAAAGGAGAAAGGUCGUUCUUCCUCAGGCCGGGAGAGAGAUUUGAAAAAGGAACACAAAAUGUUUUUGUCCUUGGAGAAGACGAAGGGCUAAUUCUAAAAGCCAACGAAGCUUAUACUGAUGAUGACCAUGGUGUUGAUAGGCGACCAGGUGACCGGUGGAUGAUCCGUGGACCACUUGAGUACGUCCCACCAGUUGAAGUUGAGGUCGUUACAAAGAGAGUGGCGAUACCUCUUGACGAGAAUGAGGGUAUCUACGUGAGGGAUAUCAAAACUGGGCGUGUCCGUGCCAUCUGUGGCGCUACUUACAUGUUGACUCAAGACGAAGAACUUUGGGCCAAGGAACUGCCACCUGGAGUGGAGGAGCUACUGUCAGAAGGGAAGGACCCACUAGCUGAUCGGUCUGAUAGAGGUCGUCCAUCUGCUCAACUCAAGCGUGACAAGAACAAAGUCGUCACGUUCCGAGUCCCUCACAACGCUGCCGUACAGAUCUACGAUUAUAAAGACAAGAAAGCUCGUGUUGUGUUUGGACCAGAGAUGGUAAUGCUUGGACCAGACGAGCAGUUUACCCAACUCUCUCUUUCGGGAGGAAAACCAAAACGACCCAAUCAGAUUCGCUCGCUCUGUCUCCUCCUUGGGCCCGAUUUCUGCACUGACAUCAUCACUGUGGAAACGGCUGACCACGCCCGUCUUUCUCUCCAACUCUCGUAUAACUGGCAUUUUGAUGUUGACAAGACAAGUGCAGAUGAUGCUUCGAAGAUAUUUUCUGUUCCUGAUUUUGUUGGUGACGCUUGCAAGGCCAUAGCCUCUCGCGUCCGUGGAACUGUCGCUGGAGUACAAUUUGAUGACUUUCACAAGCUUCGGCAACCUUUGAACUUUGAUUUUUAUGAUGUACCCUUGUACUCAUUCGAAAUUGGCCCCAAUAGUUCUGAAUCUGUUGCUGUGACUGCUAAUGGGAAGCUAAUGAUUACAAUGAGAGAUAUGAUCACACCAAUGAAUGAUGAUGUUAGACAACAAUAUGCUGUUUUUAAAGAUGAAGCUGUCACCCCUGAUCUGCCAGUUUAUACCAGUCAAUAUGGAGUUAACAUUACCAUACUUGGAUUUUCUUCUGUAACCGUAUCACUCGGCUCCUUUCGUAUGAUUGUCAAGGAGACCCCUAACAUAUUGGAGGUCAGUUUAAAGGGAAGUAUUAUAUCAGAUUGUCUUGAUGCCUACAUUGUUCCAUUAUCUGUACACUGCCUCAAGCUAAGAGGAUUAGAUGUGUCUUGUUUCUCUACUAGUUCCAGAAAUAGUAUCAAGUUUGAUGCAGAGCACUUUUGGAAUCUUUUGUCAAGAAUGAAAUAUUUGGAAUAUUUGUUUGUCAACUGUUGCUCUCUCUCACCACUCAUCUCCAACUCACAGUGUGGUGAACGUCCAUCAAGAGUCCUAACUGAUAGAGAAUUGGUAGUCAAGGAAAGUGUUAUUGAUCAUAUUAAGAGAAUGACCAGACUCAAAGGUCUUCAUGUCACUAACUCACGUGGCACUACUAUGACUGAAGAGUUACAUUACUUUAUUAGUCAACAUUUGCUUUCAAUUAUUUCAAAUCUGGAGUCUCUUUUAUGUCUGGGAAUCGAUAUUUCAUAUAGACAGACUACUAAAUUAAAGUCAUACAUUAUUGAAGGGCUUGAAAGCAUACUUCAUAAAUGCCACAGACUUGCAGUUCUUUACAUUUAUUGUACACCACUCUUUUUUAAAAAAGCUAUCAAACUACCAGUAGACCCAGCACUGUAUGGUAAUCUCACUCAUCUCAUCCUUGAUUGUUCAUUCACACCAAUGACUUCAGCACUUGGUAAUGCUUUAGCUAUCAGUAGCAAGAAAUAUCAACUAAAGCAUUUAUUCUUGGCUAGCAAGACUGAAGAAGAUGUUUUGAAAGAAAUGAAAGCGGGUAAUUUUAUUCAGUUUUACCAAUUUAAAGGACUUUUAUGUAGACAUGAUAGUUCAGUGCAGCAGACUUAUUUUGACAUUUCAGAGUUAGACUUAAAUAUAGACUUCGCACGUUUACAUUAA
Molecule: messenger RNA, 3067 nt
Organism: Amphimedon queenslandica
Lineage: Eukaryota; Metazoa; Porifera; Demospongiae; Haplosclerida; Niphatidae
Product: major vault protein-like
Exons: 12
Coding region: 98-3067 (989 amino acids)
Cellular component (GO): nucleus; cytoplasm
Source: RefSeq, a predicted model, not a curated record